This is a messenger RNA of Nelumbo nucifera (sacred lotus), 2176 nucleotides long. RefSeq names its product chaperone protein dnaJ 16. The record is from RefSeq and is a predicted model, not a curated record. NCBI's taxonomy places the organism in Eukaryota, Viridiplantae, Streptophyta, Magnoliopsida, Proteales, Nelumbonaceae.
UCCAGCAGUAAUUGCUUGCAAAUGCACAUCAAAUGCAUUGCAUGCGCAUUUUAUAAAACAUACCUUUUGAGAUGCUAAAGUGCCACUCAAUUUCCCCUCCAUUUUUUCGCUUUCUUGUCCUCUCUCUCUCCUCGUUUGCUCCUGCAUACUUCCAGCUCGGAGGUCCAUGUACCAUGUACUCUCUCUCUCUGGCUCUCUCACAUCGUUAGGGUUCACUAACCUCUCCCUCUCUCUGUAUGAUCAAAAUAUCCAUUUUUGGUAGAUUUCAGAGAAAUGGGAGAUCGAGAACUGAAUUUCUGCUGCAGAUUUCAGAACCUCUCUGAGAUUUCCUGCGGGCGUUUCACAUAAAAAAAUAUUUUUAGGGUUUCUGAAGCAGCUUCCCUUUCUAUCUGAUUCUGAGUAAAGAUGCCAGCUCACGGUUUUUCUUCGAAAUCGGAGAAGAACGAGGCUGCGAAGCAAAAGCGGAGAGAUCCUUAUGAGGUCCUUGGCGUUUCUCGCAACUCUACGGAUCAGGAAAUUAAGAGCGCCUACCGAAAGAUGGCUCUUAAGUACCAUCCUGACAAAAACGCAAAUGAUCCUAAGGCAGCUGACAUGUUUAAAGAGGUCACAUUUUCCUAUAAUAUUCUGUCUGAUCCAGACAAACGACGUCAGUAUGACACGUCUGGCUUUGAUGCUAUAGAAUCAGAUAGCCAAGAAUUGGAGCUAGAUCUUUCAAGCUUGGGAGCAGUGAACACCAUGUUUGCUGCAUUGUUUAGUAAACUUGGUGUGCCUAUUAAGACUACUGUAUCAGCAACUAUUUUGGAGGAAGCACUCAAUGGACUAGUUACCAUUCGUCCUCUUCAGCUAGGGCAACCUCUGUUUAGGAAGGUUGAAAAACAAUGUGCUCACUUCUAUUCUGUAACAAUAACAGAACAGGAGGCACAAGCUGGGUUUGUUUGUAGAGUGCAGUCGCCAGAUAAAAGCAAAUUCAAGCUAUUGUACUUUGAGCAGGAAGAUAAUGGUGGUUUAAGUCUUGCAUUACAGGAGGAUAGUGCAAAAACAGGAAAAGUUACAUCUGCUGGGAUGUACUUUCUUGGUUUUCCUGUUUACCGGUUGGAUCAAACAGUCAACUUGAUGGCAGCUGCCAAAGAUCCUGAUGCAGCCUUCUUUAAAAAAUUGGAUGGAUUCCAGCCAUGUGAAAUAACUGAGUUACAAGCUGGCACUCACUUCUUUGCUGUUUAUGGUGACAAUUUUUUCAAAAGUGCAAGCUAUACAAUAGAAGCUAUUUGUGCUGCACCAUUUUCAGAGGAAAAGGAGAAACUCAGAGCUGUAGAAGCCCAAAUUCUAAGUAAGAGGGCAGAACUUUCCAAGUUUGAAACAGAGUACAGAGAGGUUUUGUCACAAUUUACAGAGAUGACUAGUAGAUAUGCUCGGGAAAUGCAAGCAAUAGAUGAUCUUCUUAAACAAUGGAAUGGAAUUCGAGCUCUGUACUCUACAUCUCCACCUCUGAAACGGAGUUCAAGUAGGAGCAAACCUAGAGGUUCCUUCAAGGAAUCAAAGGGGGAAGAUGAUUGCCAAGCAAAGGAUAAAAAGCCCAUGACAAGGGAUCGGUCAAAGAAGAAGAAAUGGUACAAUUUACACUUGAAGGUGGACAAGAGGAAGCCUUGUUGAAUAUGUUUCAUCCUGUAGGGGUGUAUUUACUUGAACAAUUGUGGAGAAACUUCCACCAGCAGCUUAUUGUUGAUGAUUCUACUGUAUCUGUGCUCGUAUGUUCUUCCAUAGCAAUGGCUAUGCUUUCACGCAGGUAUGAAACCAAACAAUUUUCUCCUGUCCAAGCCUGUACGGACAAACAACAGAGUGGAGGCAAAGGUUCUUGUAGAAUGUCUUCACUACUGCAGCAUGUAAAGGGUAGCAGAUAUUUUGUUAUGAAAAGCUUCUUUUUCUCCGGGUGCCUUGGGUCAGAGUUGUAUUUUUUUAUCCUUUAUUGUGCUUUUUUUUUGCCAUGAAUAGAAUGGCGAAACAGGAUUCAUGUAGCUGACCGAUAUGAUUGGGGUAAAGCUUAGAUGAUGAUGACGAUUGUGGUUUUUUACCAUACGUUGUUAUCGUGUAUGAUGUGUAUCAGGAAUUGCUGUGAAUUAUAACCUAUCAUGCGUCUUGCAUGUAUUUUUAUAUUUCCAGUACACUGCUUUUUCUUUCA